Musca domestica (house fly) is the source of this 7851-nucleotide messenger RNA. RefSeq names its product axotactin (gene axo). Lineage: Eukaryota; Metazoa; Arthropoda; Insecta; Diptera; Muscidae. The transcript is spliced from 21 exons. Bases 715 to 7347 code for a protein of 2210 amino acids. Gene Ontology annotation, molecular function: serine-type endopeptidase inhibitor activity. The record is from RefSeq and is a predicted model, not a curated record.
AGUCAAAAUACCAGGCUAUACGGGUCACAUACUUUCACUAGAUUGAAGGCGUAUGCACACACACUCACACCCACCCACCCGAACGAGAGUCCAGCAGAACAAACCAACAACAAACAAAAAUAAAAUUGAAUUAAAUUCACCAAACUAAACGAGAAAAAAAAAGAAAAACAAAACGACAACAACCUCAAACGAAGAGCAAAGCAGAGCUAACGAAAAGAUAUCAAAAAAGGAAUAACUAAUAAGAAAGAAAAAAAGUGCAUAAAAAUCAUCGCCCCCAGCCGCAGUGAAUGAAUUACAGUGAACAGUGACCGGUGACCGCGAUAGUGUGUGUGUGUGUAUCGGUCGGUCUGGCUGUGUAUCCAAAGAAUAUGAAUUAAAUUUUGUACUGAUUUAAUAAAGAGAUCUACUAACCAGCAGAAAAGCAGCCAGCCAGCCACAGCAUCAUCGGCAACUACAACGUAGCUGCAUCAGCUAUAGCAACAACAACAACAACAUCUGCGACGUAACGUAUAUGAAAUUGUCUGAAAAUCAAAUAAAUUUCCUCUCCUCACCUCGUCUUGCAACUGAAGGAGAUUAUCCAUCCAUUCAGCCAUUCAUGGACUAACUUACAAAGUGUUUUGGAUUUCAAUUAAAGCAGCCGGAAAGCAUUCAAAGGCAGCCGAAGAAGACGAGAAAAAAUCUCGCUUAAAACGAUUUUAAUGUGAAACAUCAAUAAUGCCUUGCAUGUUGCCAAAAACAAGGAGGACAAAAUGGCUUCAACUAUUCACCACCAUAAGCGUCUUGUUGAUCUCCCUACACCCGCACCGCACACUGGCCAUACCGGCUGCCACAAACUCCCUGCUGCUCAACUCGCCAGCUAGCCAGAAUAGUAACAACAAUCCAUUGGUCCUGCUCAGCAGCAGCAGCAGUGGCGUCGGCGGCAGUGGCAACAUCAACAACCUAAACAUGAACAUGAACAACAAUCCUAAUAACAAUAAUAAUCACAACACCAACAACAUUAAUAUCCUCAAUAGCAAUAACAACAAUAACGAUAACAUCAAUGGCAAUAUUGGCAAUGUUUUAAAUGUCAACAAUCAAGGAGCCAUUAAUUCCAAUCCGUUGGCCAAUAACAAUGGCAUGGCCAAUGCGAAUGUGGCAACGGGUGACAUUAAUAUGACCGGUGGUAAUGGCAAUUUGCCGGUUAUAUUGGUCAAUUCCGGUACGGGCGGUGUUGAUGUGAUGAAUGCCACCGGCCUGGGUAUGGCAGUGGGCGGCGGGAUGGUGGUAAAUGGUGUUGUGCCCGGCGGUAGUAUUGGUAAUAUUGUCGCCCUGCCAAAGGAGAAGAUAUACGAGAAAUGUACGGGCCCCGCCGAUCCGGGAUCAUGUAAGCAGUACACAUUCAAGUGGCGUUACGAAUCAACUACCAAUGAGUGUACCUCAUUCAUUUGGGGCGGUUGUGAGGGAAAUGCCCAGAAUCGUUUCAACAGCGAGGCGGAGUGUCUGUUUCAUUGUAUUGGAGCACCACAUACCCUACCGCCAUUCCUGCAGACAACAACUCGUGAGCCCAGCACCACCGAAUCAUCAUUGAUACCACCCUCGUAUACCCUUUCCCCCGCAUUUGGUGAUUCAGACACAAGUCCUGUGCCAUUCGAACAACGUGGCCCCGAAUUGACAUUUGCCGAGACGGGCCAAGAGAAAACCUUUGUCUUUGCCGAGAACAAUACUUUCAUACAAAUCGAUGGUGAUAUCAUACAAACAUUUCAAUUAAGAUUAUGUCGUGAGAUUUCAUUUCAAUUUCGUACCCGUCUGCCACAUGGUCUUCUCGUCUAUCACAAUGUAAAAAAUCCCGAUCGCAUCAAUUUGAAUCCGUAUGCUUUGUAUGUCAUCGUGGAGAAGGGACAGCUAAAAGUGGUCCAUGUCUUUGGCAAACAUUCGACAAGUGUGACGGUGGGUGAGGGCCUGAACCGGGAUGAGUGGCAUAGUGUAAUGGUACGCAUCGAUGUCCAUGGUGCCAGAUUAAUUGCACGAGUUGACAAUAAUCAGGAAGAAGUCUAUCUCAAAGGUCUGAAUCAUGAUACCAACUAUGGUGUAUCAACAAAUCUGCCAUCCGUUGUUCUAGUGGGAGGCCUCUCCUCCGAAGAGAAAUUGCACGGUGUGAAAUACAUCAUCGAAUCAUUUGUGGGCUGUAUACGCAAUGUGACACUGAGUUCGGGCAAAGCUGCGUCUGAUCUAUUGCCCAUAUCACCGUUGGUGGCCACCAAACAUGAAAACGUCAACGAAGGCUGUCCGGACAAAUGUCAUUCGCGUCACAAUUUAUGUUUCGUUGGAUCGCGAUGCAUUAAUCACUACUAUGGCAUAUCGUGUGAUUGUUUUGGUUCACACUACGAGGGCGAGCAUUGUGAUAUUUAUACUGCAACAAUAAUAACAUUACGUGGCUCCAGCUAUGUCUCAUAUCGCAUUUACGAUUGGAAGGAUCGCGUCCACUCGUCAACGACACGUAUCAGCCUGAUGUUUCGGACACAAUUCGACGAUUCCGCUCUGUUCUAUGCGAGCGGUGAGUCACUGAAGCAUCAGUACAUCGCCGCAUCCAUUAAAAAUCAGUCAAUUUAUGUUGAAAUGGAUUUCGGUGACAAUCCCAUGUCCACCGUACUGACGGACGAGCUGACACGUAAUAAUUGGCACAAUUUGACCAUCUCGCAUGAACAGCGUACGGUGCGCAUAAUACUCGACCAGCAGAUGAAGAUACUGGAGAUACCGUCGACGGUCAGUGGCAACCUGCUCUUCGAUCCGGAAAUUUAUUUUGGCGGCGGACCGGAUUUGCAUAAGAAGAAGGGUUUGGCAUCGCAUAAUAAUUUCGUCGGUUCGUUAAAGAAUGUCUACUACAACGAUGUGUCCAUUUUGUAUGAGCUGCAUCGUGGCAAUCCGAAAGUUCACUAUCAUGGUGUCCUGGAAGCGGAAUUUCAAGAAAACGAUGUGAAUGUCAUACCAAUAACGUAUCCUUUUGCGACGUCACACAUUUGGUGGCCCAUAAAUCAUGCCGAAGAAUUUAAUAUCAAGUUCGAUUUCCGCAGUAGCCGAACAUCGGCAAUACUGGCGUACAGCGAUGUGACAACCCAAGACGGAAAUGGUUUCUGGGAGAUUCGUUUGGCAGCCGAUAAACUCUGUUUUGACUUAGUACCCAAUGUCCAGAACAAUGUCACCCUGCCCAUUGUGGUCAAGAUAAAUCGUGCCACCUCUUGGCAUUCAGUCGAACUGGACUACAGAGAUGGCGAAAUUAAAUUUACCGUCGACUACCACCAUCAGCGCACCGAGAUGUAUGGCCUGACCUUUAACAUUGGUGACAAAUUGAUCAUCGGAAGCAGCUUGAAGUCGGCCGCAUCUGGUCUCGUCGGCUGCAUACGAGACAUCGAGAUUAACGGUCAUCUGAUAGAGCCCCGUCAUGUGGUCAAGACGGAGCGGGUGGUGGGCGAGGUGGCGCUGGACAACUGCCAGUACAUUGAUCCGUGUAAACGGCCCAACACUUGUGAGCAUGGUGGCAAGUGUUUCGUCAAGGAUGACCGAGUCACAUGCGACUGCAAGCACACCGGCUACAUUGGCAAGAACUGUCACUUCACCAAGUACCGUAAAACCUGCGAGGAACUAGCCCUGCUGGGCUACACCAAAUCGGAUGUCUAUCUAAUUGACAUCGAUGGCAAUGGGGUCUUUCCGCCGGCCCAUGUCAAAUGUGACUUCCAGAGCUUGGAGAACGCCACGAAAACAAUUGUCGAACACAACCUGCCCAGUCAAGUGGAUGUGCGUUCGUCGCGCGACUCCGACUUCAGCUUUAACAUACGCUAUCGUGAAUUCUCGCCGGAAAUGUUGCAGGAGCUGAUCUCUCAUUCGCUGUACUGUACGCAAUAUAUCAAAUAUGACUGUUACAAGGCACAGUUGGAGUUGCAUUCGGCAACCUGGUUUACGUCGUCGGCCAAAAAUCACACCGUCGAUUUUCUGGGCAAUGUUAAGAGAGGUGCAUGUCCGUGCUCUGUUAACAAAACAUGUGUGGAUCCCAAUCAAUCAUGCAACUGUGAUGUUAAGGAAAAUAAAUGGUAUUCGGAUGAGGGCUACUACCGGGAACCGCAUAGCUUAGGCAUUACACACAUGUACUUCCUGCAACAAAAGGAUUUGGACGACGAAGCUCAGGGCAGAAUAACAUUGGGGCCUUUGGAGUGUGUCGAGACAAAUACCCAACGCUAUGUGGUGACAUUUACCACCUCCCAAUCGUACAUCGAAGUACCUGGCUGGCGCAAAGGCGAUAUUGCCUUUUCGUUCCGUACCACAGGCGAAAAGGCCAUAUUAUUAUUCCAACCAGCCAUACGACCGUAUCAUCCCUCCUUUAUGGUCGCCCUGACCGGUGACUAUCAAUUGACAUUCAAUUUCACCCUGAGCACUGGAACCACCCGAGAGUUGGUAAUUAACUCGCAUCGCAAGUUAAAUGGCGGCGAAUGGCAUAAAAUAUGGAUUGACUAUAAUCAGUAUCAUGUCCGUUUCAUGAUAAAUACCGACUAUCAAAUGGUUGAUCUAUUGCCCGAAGAGGAAUUCGGUCCGUUCGAGGGCAGUAUGUAUAUUGGCGGAGCCACAGCUGACCUUUUGAAGAAACUUUCCGUUAAGGCUGGACUAAUUGGCUGUUUCCGUGGCCUCGUAGUCAAUGGCGAGAUUCUGGACAUUUACAGUUAUAUGUCGGUACAUUUGUCGGAAAUUAUCAAAGAUUGCAAGCCAUCCUGUGUGCCAAAUCCCUGUAAAAACGGAGCGGAAUGCAAAGAGCUCUGGAGCACAUUCAAGUGUGUGUGCAACAACACUUGGGCACACAUUGGAGAGUUCUGUGAGACCAAUAUUAAUGAAAAGGCACUUACAUUCAUUAACCGCGAAUCGUUCCUGAUGCGCAACUACUUGAGUGCCACAGCCCAGCCGGGCGAUGUGCAGGUCGGUUUCGUCGAUGAGGAAAGGGAAAUGCUUAAAGGUGUCUUAAACAAGGACAUACUCAUUAAUUUACGCACUUACGAUACCAAUUCCAUGGUUCUCUACGCCAACGAUCAUUAUAAUAAUUUCGUCCACUUGUACAUCACGGGCGGACGGGAGAUUGUCUUCCUCUAUAAUUACGGCGAUGAAAUUGUUAAUUUGACGAUAGUCGAUGAUAGCGUGAGCACGCUGAAGAGCAUCCAAGUGGCAAUUGUGCGACAGCCGGAACACACCGAGAUGCAUGUGAAUGGCAAGAGUGUAAUUAUCGAGAAGAGUACCCAGCUGCUGGAUGAGUAUUCAAAUAAACCGUGGAAGAAUCCUGAAAUGGAGGUCCUGUCACCACACCGUCCCCCCGCGCCACCCACCGAAUAUUUCCAGCUGAACAUUGGCGGCUAUGAUCCGUUGAAUUUGUUGCGCACCAAUUUGGAUGCACCCACAUUGCAGGGUUACAUCGGCUGUGUACGUGGUUUGAAAAUUGGUGCCUAUCUGGUCGAUUUGGCGGAUAUCAAUGAGAGGAACAUUGCUCCAACAACCGAUGGCGUUCUACCAAACUGCCAAAUAAAAUGCGAUGCUGAGCCAUGUAAAAACGGUGGCAUUUGCCGUGAAAAUUUCGCCAAACAAGAAUCGAAAUGUGACUGUGAACACACCAGCUUUUUGGGUGAAUUCUGUAUGGAGGAGAAGGGUGCCGACUUCAGUGGCGAAUCGACGCUGCAAAGGAAAUUCGAAUUGAACGGCAAAGUCGACUAUGUCCGUCUGCAGUUGGCAUUUUCUUCGUUGGACUUGCGUCGGGCCAAUCGUGUCAUGCUGCUAUUGCAGACGGCGGCUGACCGCAGCUACUAUCUUAUGAUAGCCAUAACAGCUGAUGGUUAUUUGCUGUUCGAGGAAGACCGCGAAGGUCCGGCUGUGGGGGCACGCAUCGAUCGGAAUUUCCUCAACAACGCCCGACACUCGAUAUACUAUCAGCGUAAUCAAAGCGAGGCGACGCUCUAUAUUGACCGCGAACCGGUGCCAUUGGCACCCAUCAGUGCGAGGGCAUUAACACCGUCCGCUGAUAUGGGUGCUAAUCGUGUACAAAUCGGUGGUAUUAAUACCACAGAUACACGUUUUGCCGUAUUUAAGAGUUACAGUGGAUGUUUGUCAAACAUUUACAUACAAGUAAACAAAUAUAUAAUGAAACCACUGGAGGAGUAUAUGCUAUUUACCAAGUCUGGGGCAGACAAUAUAACCGUCAUCAACCCACAGGGAGUGCGUAGUGCACAAUGCGUUGCCAAAUUCGAUAUAAGUGAACAGCCAUCGCAGGAGCCAAUGGUCAAUGUCAGUAUGAGUGCCGAUAAUUGGGUGGAGGAGCCACCACAGCGUGUACCGUACGUUGCCAAAUAUGUCUACGAUGUCUCAACGAAGGAGGAUUCCACACAAGUGGUUUUCAUAACGCUCACCUCUUUGUUUGUCAUCAUUGUCAUUUGCUGUCUCAUUGAGGUCUACCGCAGUCAUUUAGCCUACAAAAGACGCAUCGAACGUGAAACGGAUGAAGACAUUAUCUGGUCGAAGGAGCAGGCAACCAAGAUGCACGAGAGUCCCGGUGUGGGUGGUCAGCCGUAUGUUUACAAGGCCCUGCCGGUCGAUGAUAAGAAACCAGGUAAUGGUGCACCGCUGGUGGGUAUCUUGAAGAAUGGCAGUAUCAAGAGGAAUGGUGAUCUGGCCUUACCUCAACUAGAGACACGUAUCGUCGAAGAAGAUGAAGAAGAAGCGGAGGCUGAGGCCGAAGCCGACAAGGAACAAGAAAAGCAGGAAACAAAAAUUGAAAUAAACGAGAACACAAAUACCAAAGAAAACAAUGAGGAGGAUAAAAAAGCAACAGCAGAUGGACCCAGUGGAAGUCCACAGGCAUCAAACCAGCCCACCGUCACAACCAAAGAUGUAGGAAAUAAUGAAAAACAAAAGGAAACAGAAAAAGCAGAAGAUCUCCCCAAAAGCACAACUCCCACAACCACAAGUUCCACCCCAACCACUACAUCCUCACAACCCGAGGAUAAAUUAGAUAAUAAAUCUACAACGAAGGAUGCGGAUAACAAUAAACCCGCAAACGAAAGUCCAACUUCUCCCGACCGGACAACAUCACAGUCCACAACUCCCGCUGAACCCCUUCCAGAGAACGGUCUAAAGACUUCGUCGUCAUCGACGACUUUAGACCAGUCAACGAACAAAACUCCACCCAACACCGAUAGAGUCAAUCGUAAAGCAUCCGUUAAACGACAAGUAUCCUGGGGACCUCCAACGGUGGCGGAAGCCGAUGCUGGUACCGUUAAAGUAAAGAAAAUCUCAAAACCGAAUGGUUACUACAAUGCGACUGGUGCUCAUGUGAAAACGAAUUGAUUACUGGCAGCUAAAUGAAGUGAAGCUUCGGAAGUGGGCGAGGUGGAGGAGGAUGGUUGCAACGAACAAUUUCGAAACAGUAGCAUAUAAUCGUCCCCCGUAAUUCGCAACUUCAUUCCACACACUGACUGGCUGACUAGCUGACUGACCUUCCUCAAAGCAAUAUUAACAGCUUUAAUUUAAAACAAUUAAAACCAAACAACAGCAUGGCAACAAAAUUCCUCAACAUUUUUAAUUAAACGAAAAAAAAGAGUGCAGAAGAAGAAAACUUUUCAAGUGAGGACAGCGCUCUUUUCAAUUUUCACUUGAAACAUUGGGCAAUAACCAGAAGAAAAAAAAACAACAAACAGACCAAUAAUGAAAAGCAUCCAAAACGGAAACGGAAACAACACGGUCACACCAACCAAGAUUAGCAACAAGCAAUUAAACAACAAAGAUUUGAUUUUAUUUUUAAUUUUUUUUUCUGUGUUUGUAAAUAAAUGAAGUGCUCAUUCCCAAGCUCAA